Photinus pyralis (common eastern firefly) is the source of this 1462-nucleotide messenger RNA. It is a transcript of the gene Ubc2, whose product is annotated as ubiquitin-conjugating enzyme E2-24 kDa. Gene Ontology annotation, cellular component: nucleus. The transcript has 3 exons. Gene Ontology annotation, biological process: protein polyubiquitination. The record is from RefSeq and is a predicted model, not a curated record. Gene Ontology annotation, molecular function: ubiquitin conjugating enzyme activity. The coding region runs from base 146 to 706 and encodes 186 amino acids. Lineage: Eukaryota; Metazoa; Arthropoda; Insecta; Coleoptera; Lampyridae.
AAAACUCACGCCGCAGAGGGUGUUAUUAAAAGUUGCCACCCCUGUCAGUCACUUGCAUGCAUACGCCAUGAACAUUUCAAUGUUCUGAAAGAGCAGGGAGUGUGUCUUGUUUUUAUAAAUAAGAUUAUCGCCAAUUCCCUGUAUUAUGUCAACUGCAGGAUCCAGUGGAUCGGGAAGAGGCCGCGGAGGUCAAUCAAUUGGCGAUCAAGCUAAAGAGGCGAAAGAAUCAAAACCGAAUCCAAAGAUGUCGAAGGCCUUAGGCACGUCCGCUAAACGUAUACAAAAAGAAUUAGCCGAAAUUACGUUAGAUCCGCCGCCGAAUUGCAGUGCAGGUCCUAAAGGCGAAAACUUCUACGAAUGGGUCUCGACGAUAUUAGGACCGCCGGGGUCCGUUUAUGAGGGCGGGGUUUUCUUUUUGGAUAUUCACUUUACCCCCGAGUAUCCGUUUAAGCCACCAAAGGUUACCUUUCGCACUAGAAUUUACCACUGCAACAUUAACAGUCAGGGUGUGAUUUGUUUGGAUAUACUUAAAGAUAAUUGGUCGCCGGCGCUUACCAUUUCAAAGGUACUGCUGUCAAUUUGUUCGUUACUUACAGAUUGUAAUCCAGCCGAUCCGCUGGUUGGCAGCAUCGCUACACAAUAUCUUCAAAAUCGGGAAGAACAUGAUCGUAUUGCCAGGCUGUGGACCAAGCGUUAUGCAACGUGAUUGACUCGUGCGAAAACGAUAUUAUCCGUGUUAACUCCUUUUGCCCUUCUGGCACAAUUUGGCCCUUUCAUCUCAACGUUUCAUCAUCAUUGAUUUCAUUUGUCUACCAAUAAAUGUUAUUAUUUCGAUUUACUUUCUUUUUAGUUAGCUUAGAUUGAUAUAAGUUUGUGUAUAGAUAUAACCGCCCGUGGUAUAAGAUUUAUUGAACAGUUGCAACGUAUUAAAAAUAAGUUUGUGAUUUUGUCUGAUAAUUGUAGUAUAAUUUGACAAAUUCUUAGUUGAGACUAUAACUCGCAGAGGCCAAAUGUAUGUGGUAUUUUACUUUACGUAUUUGUAACACUGAAAAUUAUGUACUGAAUAUUAAGUAAUAAAUUUUGUGUUCAGUAGGCACUAAGUAUACGUUCCUGCUUGUUAUAUUUAAUUUCGGUUGUACUAGACAAUAAAGUUUUUUUCUAUUUAUUUCCACUACAUUACUAAUGUUAAUCACUUUACUCUUUAUUAUCGUCAUUUGUCUACUCUCAACACAAAAUUUUGUGAACUUCUGCAAAUAGGUUCCUGCAAUGUGCAAUUAAAACAGGAGUAGUUUGCUUGUGCAAAGUGAAUUAAUUAGUUCUUGUCUUGGUGGAAAUAAGGAGUGGGUGUUGUCAUCGGCUUGUGUAUAAUUUUUUUUCUACAUUUCAAAAAUGAGAAUAUGGACUAUUCUUCUAGACUUAUGUAUUUUAGUUGUAAUUGUAACAAUAAAAUUUUAGUAUGUAA